Messenger RNA from Phlebotomus argentipes, 1618 nucleotides. RefSeq names its product zinc transporter ZIP3 (gene Zip88E). Gene Ontology annotation, cellular component: plasma membrane. The record is from RefSeq and is a predicted model, not a curated record. Gene Ontology annotation, molecular function: zinc ion transmembrane transporter activity. NCBI's taxonomy places the organism in Eukaryota, Metazoa, Arthropoda, Insecta, Diptera, Psychodidae. Bases 440 to 1495 code for a protein of 351 amino acids. The transcript has 3 exons. Gene Ontology annotation, biological process: zinc ion transmembrane transport.
GUGCUCACGUGGUCUCUUUGUUUACAAUUUCAACAUUUUCAUGGAGGCUGUGUAGUUGAGUUUGAGGGGCUGAAACGUUACUUUCCCCUCAGUUUUAGAGCUCAUAAUCUCUGUCACUGUGUGCCUUGUGAUAUUCAGCGUGAGAAGACGAUUAGUGUUCGUCGUGCUGAGUGUUAAAUCCUGCCAGAAUCUUGUAGUAAAGUUGGGGUGUUUAUUCAAUGGAUUCAGAGUGAUUUCUUUGUUUGCUUCUGGCAAAAUAUCUGCCUUAUCUCGCCACUGAAAAUUGAUAAGCCAGACAUUCAGGGUCUGCGGAGAACACCGAAUUUUCAGUCCGCUUCAAAAGCAACUCGGCAAUGUCGUGGUGAGGAGUCAAUUUUCCGAAGCAUUCGCUGACAGUGCAUUUCUCCAGCAUUACUCACCAAAAGUGCCUCGAGUGACCAUGGAUGUCGUGGUUGUGAAGCCUACCAAUAUCGCCAUGAGCCAGGAUCACACGAAGAUCCUGGCCAUGUUCGUCCUGGGCGCGGGCAGCUUCUUCAUCGGCAUGGUACCUGCUUGGCUGUCGCGUCGCCAGCAACGAAAUUAUCCCCUGCUCAUCUCUGUGCUGCUCUGCUUCGGCGCCGGCAUCCUCCUGGCCACAUCCCUGGUGCACAUGCUACCAGAAGUGCGCGAGAAGUUGCCACAGUACGCAGAGAUCAUCCUCUGCGCCGGAUUCUUCAUAGUCUACGUUGUGGAUGAGCUCGUGCACUUCUUCUGCGGCGAAGCGAUUCAGCACACGCACCAUCCAGUCGACGUGGAGAGCAGCGGUUCCCAGAGAAGCUCCGUUCCUAACUACCAGGCCACGGCGCCUGUGGAGUCGUCCGCUUUCGGCGCAGCUCCCUCCACGUCAUCCGAGACGCAGAGCCUCCUGCACAGGCCCUCGACGUCGACCGGGCACGAUUCCGGGGGCGCGCGCGAGUGCGCGCAUCGAGACGAAGUGGCCAACUCGAGGAUCUGCCACGUGAGUCACGCGGAGCCAUGCGAGGAGACGCUCACGGGACACUUGGGGCUCCUCUGCGCUCUCACGCUACACUCGCUCCUCGAGGGACUCGCCAUUGGGAUCCAGGACUCAGCUUCAAAGGUGAUCCUGCUGGUCGGCGCUGUGGCCGCGCACAAGUACGUCGUGGGCUUCUGCCUGGGCGUCGAGCUGAACGCCAACCUCCGAUCGACCGUGCGCUCGCACUUCUUCGCCAUCCUCAUCUUCGCCUUCGGGUCCGUGGCGGGCAUCGGGAUCGGAAUGGGCCUGGUGGACCUGCAGUCGUCCUGGACAGUGACGAGCGUGCCGAUUCUGCAGGGUCUGGCCGCCGGAACGCUGCUGUACGUGACUGUGUGCGAAGUGCUGCCCAGAGAGAAGGCGCGCUGGCACCAGAGACGCAGGGCUGCAGGCCUGGCGCAGUUCCUAGCCGUGCUCGUCGGCUUCGUGAUCUUAACAGCCAUGAACAUGUUCAUAACUGAAUGAGGAGCUUUUUGUCACUGUUAUGUGUUUUUUUUGUGUGUUUUAUGACAUGGCCAAAGGAAAAAAGCAUGAUCUGUUUUUAAAGCGCAAAUAAAUUCACUAUGAGAUAUCAUAAAUUUCAGUAGA